Messenger RNA from Musca domestica (house fly), 5423 nucleotides. It is a transcript of the gene Oseg2, whose product is annotated as intraflagellar transport protein 172 homolog. Gene Ontology annotation, molecular function: protein binding. The record is from RefSeq and is a predicted model, not a curated record. Gene Ontology annotation, cellular component: ciliary basal body; axoneme. The transcript is spliced from 11 exons. The coding region runs from base 115 to 5364 and encodes 1749 amino acids. Gene Ontology annotation, biological process: intraciliary transport. NCBI's taxonomy places the organism in Eukaryota, Metazoa, Arthropoda, Insecta, Diptera, Muscidae.
AACUCAAAAUUGUCAGACAUUAAUUUUCAUUCGGGAAUACGAAACUAUUAGCAUUAAAACUGAGCAAAACAUUAGCAUGAGAAAGUAAAAAAAAGUCAAUCACGACCGAAUACAAUGCAAUUAAAAUAUUUGAAAACCAUAUUGGAUGGCCAGGACCACAUAAAUCGCAUUGCUGGUCUUGCCUGGUCACCGAAUCACAAAAAAUUAGCUGUGGCCACUGCCGAUCGCCAUAUUCUGCUGUUUGACGAUGCGGGUGAGCGGCGUGAUAAGUUCUCGACCAAACCCUCAAAUCCCGCAAAUGGCAAACAAUCCUAUGUCGUACGCGGUCUAGCCUUUAGCCCGGAUUCAACCAAAUUGGCAGUGGGUCAAAGUGAUAAUAUUGUGUAUGUCUACAAGCUCGGCGAAUCGUGGAAUGACAAGAAAGUUAUUUGUAACAAAUUCCCUCAGACGGCAGCGGUUACAGCCUUGAUAUGGCUAUCGACGGGAGCGAUAAUUGCAGGUCUUGAUGAUGGCAAAGUUCGAGCACUACAUUGCAAAACAAAUAAAUCUCAAAGCCUUUACGGAGCUGAAAGUAUCUGUGUAUCGUUAGCACCAAAUACAAGAGGAACGGCAUUCUUGUCCGGCCAUAAUGAUGGCACCAUCAUUCGAUUUUUCUUGGUGGAUGACAGUAAUGAGCCAUCGGGUCGCAUAGUCCAACAUCCUGUGCCACCAUUUGCAUUGGCUUGGCCUCAGGGUGGCUUUUGUGUGGGCGGUUGUGAUCAACGGAUUGUUUUCUAUGAUACCAUGGGACGACAGGUUCGUACAUUUGAUUACUCACGCACAGAAGGUGAACGUGAAUUUACCGUGGCUGCCUGCAGUCCCAAUGGACAGGCUGUGGCAUUUGGCAGCUAUGAUCGCAUACGAAUAUUCACAUGGAGUCCUCGGCUGUCGGCCUGGAGUGAAAGUGCCACCAAAGAUAUCAAUUAUUUUUACACGGUUACAUGUUUACUUUGGCGACGUGAUGGUGCAAGACUAGCAAUGUCUAGCGUCACCGGAGCUGUAAUCGUAUUCGAAUCGGUUCUCAAACGAACCAUAUGGCAGGACAAGUUUGAGUUGAUUUUUGUGGCACCAAGUCAGUUGUUAGUUCGUUCCCUCCAAGAGCCACACGAACAAAUGACAAUUGAAUCCCAACUGGGUCUAGAAAUCGACGAUGUACGGAUAAUGGGCAAAGACAACUUUCUGGUGGCACGUACCGAAGAGUCCCUAAUUCUCUGUGAUCUUACACGUAAUUUGGUCAGUGAGGUACCCUGGUCGGCGUCGGGACGUCAUGAACGAUUUUACUUUGAAAAUCCAACGGUAUGUUUAAUAUUCAAUGUUGGCGAGCUGAGCCUGGUCGAAUAUGGCGAACAACAAAUUUUGGGUUCGGUUCGCACGGAAUUUGUUAAUCCACAUGUCAUCUCUGUACGGCUAAAUGAACGUGGCAAUACAAGGGACAACAAAAAAUUGGCCUUUCUUUUGGAUGCUAAAACUAUUUGUGUGGUGGAUCUAAUUACCCAAAUGGUUAUUGGCCAAGUUAAUCAUGAAACAAAAAUCGAUUGGAUCGAAUUGAGUGAAACAGCCCAUAAGCUAUUGUUUCGCGACAAGAAAAUGCGUCUAAUACUCAUCGACAUUUACACGGGCAAAAAGCAAACCCUUCUCAACAAUAUAUCCUUUGUCCAAUGGGUGCCGCAGAGCGAUGUGGUCGUGGCUCAAAGCAAUAACAAUUUAGCCAUUUGGUAUAACAUUGACUUGCCCGAACAUUUGACAUUGAUGGCCAUACGUGGCGAAGUUAUGGAGGUUAUACGAGAGGGGGGACGUACCGUAGUCGUUUCGCAAGAAGGACCCACAGAGCAUACCUAUCAAUUGGACGAAGGUUUGGUGGAGUUUGGCACUGCUGUGAAUGACAGCGAUUUCGGACGCGCCGUUCAUUUCCUUGAAACGUUGGGCGACAAACCGGCCGCAAAAGCAAUGUGGCACAACUUGGCCAUCAUCUCGAUGGAAGAUGGUAAUCUGCGUGUGGCACAACGUUGUUAUGCUGCUCUUGGAAAUGUAUCCAAGGCUUACUAUUUAAAUGAAAUGAUUGAAGAAGCCGAUAAAUUCGAAGAAUCAACCGGAUCACCGGGUAUACAAUGUCUAGAAGUGAGGGCUAAAUUGGCAUUACUUUCAUCAGAUCUUAGAACUGCAGAGCGAAUUUACUUGGAACAGGGUGAUAUGGAAGCCGCAUUGGAAAUGUACAAGAAAUUGAGAAUGUGGGAUGAGGCAGUAAAUUUAGCCGAAAAGAGGGGUUAUUUAGGUCUGACACAACUCAAGGAGGAUCAAAUGUCAUUCCUUUUGUCAACGGGCCAAGAAGAAAAGGCCGGUCAGGUUUUGGAGGAGCAGGGUGAAGUUGAAAAGGCCAUGACAUUGUUUUUAAAGGCCAACAAACCUGCCAGAGCUGCAAGGUUGGCUUUAAAGACACCGCAUCUAAUGGAUGAUCAUCCCCUAAUGAUGAAAGUGACAGAGGGUUUGGUGAAUUCAGAACUCUUUGAAAUGGCUGGAGACAUUGCGUAUCGCUUGUCACGACCAGAGGCGGCUCUAACAUUGUACCGCAAAGGUGGUGCCUUUGCCCGUGCUUUAGACUUGGCACGUCAGCUGGCCCCCGAUGAAGUUACAGCUUUGGAAGAAGAAUGGGGUGACUGGUUGGUGUCCCGCAAACAACUUGAUGCCUCUAUAAACCAUUACAUUGAAGCUGGAGCAACCCAAAAAGCUUUGGAAGCUGCAGUGGGGGCCAAACAGUGGCGCAAAGCUGUACAAAUAGCCAAAGUUUUGGAUGAACCGGAAGAAAUUCAACGCUACGCUUUGGAUUUGUCAAAACAUUUAGCCUUCGCCGGCGACAUUGAUGGAGCAGAAGAUCUUUUGGUUCGUGCCAAUUUGUUCAAAGAAGCCAUUGAGUUAUUGAACCGUCACGGCAAAUGGGAAAGGGCCUAUGCAAUUGGUGAAAAAUACCUCAAAGCCGAGGAAAUGCGUGAUCUGUUUGUAAACCUUGCCGGCGGUUUGGAGGAGCAGGGUAAAUAUCGUGAUGCUGAAAAGGUGUUAUUGGCAGUCAACGAGCCGGACCUUGCCAUUGCCAUGUAUAAACGUCGUGAACUUUAUGAUUCCAUGAUACGUUUGGUAGAACGUUACCAUAAGGAUCUACUUGAAAGUACCCAUCAGCAUUUAGGACGCACUUUGGAAUCGAAGGGGAAAUUCAAGAAUGCUGAAGUCCAUUAUCUCGCAGCUGGGGAUUGGAAAUCUGUGGUGCAUAUGUAUUGUACAGCUGGUCGCUGGGAAGAUGGCUAUCGGGUUGCAAAGCAAAAGGGAACCGAUGGUGCCAGCAAUCAAGUGGCCUAUAUGUGGGCCAAAUCAAUGCCCGUGGAGAGUGCUGUGCGUCUGCUAAACAAAUUGGCUUUACUUGACACGGCUGUGGGCUUUGCUUGCGAUUCAGGUCAAUUUGAUUUUGCCAUGGAUCUUUGUCGUUUUGCUGGCAAAUCCACCGAUGAAGUCCAUCUCAAAAUAGCCAUGUCUCUGGAAGAUGAGGGCAAAUUUGAAUUAGCCGAAGCUGAGUUUAUUAAAGCCAAUAAGCCCAAGGAGGCAAUACUUAUGUACACUCAUGCCGGUGAUUGGUCGGCAGCCUUAAAUGUGGCCGAGAACCAUUUGCCUGAGGCGGUGACGGAUAUUCUUAUCAGUCAAGCCAAUGCUGCUAUGGAAACCAGGAAUUUCUCAGACUAUGAAGAUCUUAUGCUCAGGGCUCAUCGUCCAGACCUGAUAAUAGAGGCUUAUAAAAACGAAGGAAUGUUUGAUGAAGCCAUACGCAUAGCCGAGGAUCAUUUGCCGGGGGCUUUGAAUGAUUUGAGACGUUUACAAGCCCAAGAAUUGCGUCGCAAUGGCGGUAGUGCAGGUGGCGCCCAAUCAAAUGAUUCACGAACCUAUCUGCAAAGAGCUGCUGAGUUUGCCAAAAAGGAAGAUUUUCGCAAAGCUGCAGAAUGUCUAAUGCAAAUUGAUAUUACAAAUGCCGAGGACGCCACAACCGUGGAAAGAGCCUUGCUAAGGGCGGCUGAGAUAUGCAAUCAGUUCCUCGAGGGAAAAGAUGCCACCGACAUAGCCAAUCAAUUGGGUCCACGUUUAUUGCAAAUAAAACAAAUUGGUCCAGCUGCGCAGUUAUAUUUGGCUGCCGAAAUGCCCAAAGAGGCUGUGGAUGUUUUCAUCAAAGCUGAACAAUGGUCCAAAGCUAGGCGUUUGGCCAAAGAACUAGAUCCAGAACUUAUGGCCUAUGUGGAACACCAGCAGAAAACUCGUCUCAAAAGUGAGGGCAAUGUGGAACAACUGGCAGACAUUGAUAUAAUUAGCGCCCUAGACAUGUUGGCCGAACAAGGACAAUGGCAACGUUGCCUGGACAAAGCAAAACAAAUCAGUUCACCGGUCCUGCAUAAAUAUGUAGCUCUCUAUGCUGCCCAGCUCAUAAGGGAGGGAGACAGUGUUUCCGCUCUUGGCCUGUACAUGAACUAUGGAGCUCCACCAUUGGAGGCAAACUUUAAUAUUUACACCAGAAUAGCAAUGGAUUGUUUUGCAUUGCGCGAAGAGUCAUGCUCCGAUGGCCUAUGGAAACAAUUGAGAGAUUUUCUUUAUCGAUUACUGCAGGCACUUAAAUCAUCCGAUUUCUCACAGGCCCCGAUAUGUGGAAAUAUAGAACAAUAUCUUAUAAUUGCCCAUUACUAUUGUGCUCGUAGUGCAUGCCGACAUGUUCAGGCCCUACAGCCCAUAGCACUGCGUAUUUCCAUAGCUCUUUUGCGUUAUACAGAUAUUAUUCCUGUCGAUAAGGCAUUCUUUGAAGCUGGAAUGGAUUUACGAAACGCUGGCCGUGAAGCUGAGGCUUUUGUAAUUCUUAACCACUAUUUGGAUGUUUGUGAGGCCAUUGAAGAUGGUACAGGGAAUUUAGUGGAUCAUAGUGAUUUGGCUGCUACUGAUUUUCCCAGUUCGGUGCCCAUACCCGAAGAAAUACAUUUGAAAAACGAUCCUGGCCUGCACGAAGAAGUUCGAGAAUGGGUGCUGGCCGUAAGUAUGGACCAACAAGUGGAUCAGGUAUUGCCCAUCGAUGAUCGAGGUUUAUAUGAGUCCAGUUUGGGUGCCAAUGAUGUGCCAUGCAUUCUUAGCGGCUAUCCAGUUAGAGGACGCCAACCUGUUACUUUUCAAUCAUCAACACGUCAGGCGAAUCGGGAUGUGUGGAGUAAAUUUGCCGUAGCCAUUAAAUUAUCAGCCACAAGUGAAGUGAGUGAUGUCAUUGCAUUUACCGAGAAAUGGAAUGGCUUGGCCAAUUUUGUAAUGCACUAGAGACUAGAGCUUUUGGUUUCAUGUAACAAUUUUUAAUAAAUAGCACAUUGAAAAAUUGC